GCAGAGCAAAGAGAGAAACAGGAGUCAUGGCGUCUGCUCUCUACUCUGAGGAUUUAACCUGCUCUAUUUGUCUGACUUUCUUCACUGAUCCUGUGACUCUGCCCUGUGGACACUCUUUCUGCAGAGGAUGUGUCACAGCUGCUCUAAGUGCGCAGGAGCUGUGUCCACAGUGUCGGACAGCUGUUCCUACUGAAGGGAGAAGCCUUCCAACCAGCCACAUACUGAAGAGCCUCUCUGAGAAGGCCAAGGACGAAGAGAGGAGAAAGACGGAGCAGAGCCAGCAGAAAAUACAGGUGGCAGAGUUGUGUCCUGAGCAUGACGAAAAGCUGAAACUGUUCUGCGUCACAGAUCAGCAGUUAGCUUGCAUCAUUUGCAGAGAUGGGGAGAAGCACGAAGGACACAGGUUUAAACCAAUCAAAGAAGCAGCUGCAGCUCUGAGACAGGAGUUGGAGAAGUGGACGGAGAACCUUUGUGGUGAUGUCUCUGCUACAGAGAGCCUAGCAGACUCACAGAGGGAAGAAAUAACAAAAACCAAAGCAAAGUCUCA
Molecule: messenger RNA, 547 nt
Organism: Plectropomus leopardus (leopard coralgrouper)
Lineage: Eukaryota; Metazoa; Chordata; Actinopteri; Perciformes; Serranidae
Gene: trim108
Product: tripartite motif containing 108
Molecular function (GO): zinc ion binding
Source: RefSeq, a predicted model, not a curated record